CCAAACAGGAUUCAAUGUUUACAAACAAACACCUCAGCUUUGCGGUGCGCUAUGGCGGCAAUUCCACGCGAAAUAAAUGAAGUCUGUCGGCUUUGCCUGUGCCGGGACGAGAAUAUUCUCUUUCCUGCGACCAAAUUCAUCGACUCCCAGCUGACCCUGGACGAUGUGGAACGAGUAGCCGGUGUACGGAUCGUGGAACAGGAAAGCAUGCGCUGCGUGUUGUGUGUCGAUUGUAACAACAAACUACGGCACAUCAAAGCCUUUAAGGCCUCCUGCAUCAGCAAUGAUGAGACGUUUAGAAAGUGGUUUACAGUGGCCGAUAAAGAUUGUUCGCGAGACGACACUCAUCCACUGAAAUUGAAUGCUGCAGCGCAAGCAUUCAACGGUGCGGCGCGCGAAACUGACCAGUGUAACGAUUCGGCGAAUGAGUUCGAUGAGGCAACAUUUUUCGACAACAACAUUGUAGUCAUCAAGGAAGAAGAAAUUGACGACCAGGCGGUCAAAUACAUCGUUCAAGAAAUGUAUGAAGACAUGGAAGUACUCACAGAAGAUGUUGUUGACUUCGAUGUUGAUGAUGAUGAUGAAGAUGCUGAAGAAUUUUCCGAGGACAUGAAAACAGAAGGGAGCCAAACAUCGAUAGAUGAUUUCGUUACCAGCGAUGAUCCGGGCGAGGCAUCCGUACCGUACGAACCGUACGAACGGCAGCCAACAACGCCAAACGAAACUUCCGCACCAGCGAUACCAGCGGACCAUCAAACAGUAACUGCCACCGCCAGUGAGGAAACGGGCAAGAAGAAGAAUCCACAAAAGAAAACCCUUUGCCCGCUGUGCGGCAAAUUAAUACUCUCGCUAAAAGACCACAUGUUGAGUCACACGGGGGAGAAAAAAUACCGCUGCAAGUACUGCCCCAAGACCUGCGGUCGGAAAGGAUCGCUGCGGCUGCACAUGCAAGCCGUCCACCUGAAAAAGAUUGUAAAGAGCUGUGAAAUAUGCGGCAAAGGCUUUACUUACGUGGAGUCGCACGAAGCGCACAUGCGCGCCAAACACGGCUUCGGUGAACCAUUUGAAUGUACCAUAUGCAACAUUAAAUUUCGCCAUAAAGGCGGAUUGCGGGGUCACAACAAUCGCAAGCACAACGAUGAAAGCAACUGUGAGUGCCCAACUUGUGGCAUGAAAUUUCUCGACAAGAAAGGAUUACGAGCGCACAGCAUAGUGCACUCGGACGAGCGACCGUUUGGCUGCCGCUAUUGUCCAAAGAUGUACAAAACUGCUAAAACGCUGAAAAACCACGAAAAUCUCCACCAAGGUGUAACAUUUUCCUGUACGAUGUGCGGAAAAAGCUAUAAGCAUCAAUCGCUGCUAUACGUGCACAUGAAAAAAUGUCAUGACGAGGGUAAAACUGACAAAUUGAAAUUGGAAAAUGAGUCUAACUGAAAAAGUAAGACAAACUACGCUAUUAGUCCCAUAGCACUCUGUAUGUAAAUGAUAGGCGAUUCUUUCACGUGAGUUGAUGUAUAAACUUUGCUUUGUAAUGUCCAUGCGAUGUUAAAUAUGUUCAUAGAGGAGAAGGGGGGGGGGGGGGCUGGGGAUUAACGGGAUGUAUAACUUUGGUAUGUAGUUUUUAAAUCUAAUAGCAUUAGUUUCUAUUUUGGCUACACUACUUUUGAAAUUGGUUUUAUAUCACCCAUCUAAUGGACUAGCGAUUCGUGAUUUACUACUUUACCCAUAACACUUCAAUUAAUGUUGCGUACCAGAGGGUUAUAAGCGAGAAGUCAAUCCUGGAUAAGAGAGGCUCUAACAAAAGAGUAAACUGGAUAAGCUAGCAUAGGAACAAUGCUCGGAACAUUCAUAAUAGAGAGACGGGAAUGAGAGAGAAUCUUAAACUUACCCUCAAAUUAUGUUUAGUAAAAAUAACGAACUUUACCUGUUUUCACAUAUUUUGUUUAUUUUUCCAAUUUUGACAGGUUUAGAUAGGUUUAGACAGGUUGAAGAUAUGAAGGAUAUGAACCAAAUGUGUGGAAGAAAUAAAAUUAAAUGUAUGAACUAGGAAUAUAGUAUAAAGUGUUAAGUAUACUAUAGUAUAAAAAGAAAGUAUAUUUACGUACUAAAAUUAAGUACUGUAUAAGAAAUAAAAUUUCAUGUGCUUUAAAUUUCCCAA
Anopheles gambiae (African malaria mosquito) is the source of this 2158-nucleotide messenger RNA. RefSeq names its product zinc finger protein 449-like. NCBI's taxonomy places the organism in Eukaryota, Metazoa, Arthropoda, Insecta, Diptera, Culicidae. Gene Ontology annotation, cellular component: nucleus. Gene Ontology annotation, biological process: regulation of transcription by RNA polymerase II. The record is from RefSeq and is a predicted model, not a curated record. Gene Ontology annotation, molecular function: DNA-binding transcription factor activity; zinc ion binding; RNA polymerase II cis-regulatory region sequence-specific DNA binding. Bases 52 to 1434 code for a protein of 460 amino acids. The transcript has 4 exons.